Messenger RNA from Ahaetulla prasina, 1109 nucleotides. It is a transcript of the gene ARPC5L, whose product is annotated as actin related protein 2/3 complex subunit 5 like. The coding region runs from base 42 to 518 and encodes 158 amino acids. The transcript has 4 exons. Gene Ontology annotation, molecular function: actin filament binding. Lineage: Eukaryota; Metazoa; Chordata; Lepidosauria; Squamata; Colubridae. Gene Ontology annotation, biological process: Arp2/3 complex-mediated actin nucleation; regulation of actin filament polymerization; cell migration. Gene Ontology annotation, cellular component: Arp2/3 protein complex; actin cytoskeleton; cytoplasm. The record is from RefSeq and is a predicted model, not a curated record.
GAGGGAGGGAGGGAGGGAGGGAGCGAGGGGCCGGCGCGGCCAUGGCGCGGAGCUCCCUCUCCUCGCGCUUCCGCCGCCUCGACAUCGACCAGUUCGACGAGAACCGCUUCGUGGAGGAGCCCGACGCCGCCGAGGCCGGGAGCGGGGCCGGCGCGGCCGACAGCAACGGAGGGCCCGGCCCGGAGGUGGAAGCGGCGCUGCGGCAGGGGGACUUGCUUCGGGCCUUCCACGCUGCUUUACGAAACUCUCCUGUGAACACCAAGAACCCAGUAGCAAAGGAGCAGGCCCAGGAAGUGGUGCUGAAAGUCCUGACGUCCUUCAAAAGCAGCGAGAUCGAGCAGGCGGUCAACUCCUUAGACAGCAGCGGCAUCGACUUGCUCAUGAAGUACAUUUAUAAAGGAUUUGAAAAGCCGACGGAGAACAGCAGCGCCAUCCUACUUCAGUGGCAUGAAAAGGCAUUAGCGAUAGGCGGACUCGGCUCCAUCGUCCGGGUUCUCACUGCACGGAAAACGGUUUAAAAAAAAAAAAAAGCCGGAGGUCCCGAUACCGCCAAGAACAUUUUUUGGGAGCCGGGAAGAGCCCUCCACGUUUCGGGUUACUCCUCCACGAGAACCGGCGGCUUCCCACUCGAAACACAGUUGGAAGAAGGGAGGGAGGUUUUUAUCUUCCCUUGGGAGGCGCAGGGAGAAUGCAGCUGCGUUCGUUUUUCCGACUGAAGGACUCGGAGCCGGGAAGGGGAGGCAGCCUGCAAUUUUGCGUGGCAGCGGAAGGAAACGGGGGUGUGUGUGUGAUUUGCGUUGGCAACCGGAUGCCCAUUUCCUGAAGGGCAGGGUUGCUGCUGCUCUGGCCCACUGAAUGUGUGUGUGUGUGUGUGUGAAACUUUAAUUUAAACACAUUUGCAGUGUCGGGGUGGGGGGGGCGAGGCAUGGGGAGGGGGUGGUAGCUACGGUGUCAGAAGCAAGGGUGUUAAGGGAAGGCAGGCGUACUCAACGCAAGGGGGGCUUUUUUUAUUUGUUUGGGUGCAUAGUUAAGAAUCGCCGGGCUCAGCCAAGUUUCAUGUAAAGUGCCUGCUACUCUGUAAUUAAAAAGUUCUUGGAGAGUUAACUUUA